AUGUUGACUAUGCUUCAAAAUUUUAGCUUUUCUGUAGCGGAAAGCCAGUAUAUGGGAGUAUUGAUUGGGAAUUGCUUUGUUGGCUACAUAGCCGACAAAUUCGGAAGACGUCUCAUGUUGUUGGCAGCACUAUGCACCGGCAUACCCUUUCUGGUACUGUCAGCCGUUUUCGACAGCAUUCCUGCAUUCUAUGCUUUUCGCUUUCUCCUUGGCUUCACUAUAGCAGCUACAAUGUCCGUUGGUUGGGCAUUCUGUGCUGAAAUGAUUUCACCCAAACAUCGAUUCAAGCUAAGAACAUUCACAAGCUGGACUAAUGGAAGAAUUCUAAUGUCAAUUCUAACCUUUAUUGGCCAAAGUUCCUGGAGAGUUGCUUCCUACUUGAAUGCAGCUGCAUCCUUGUCAACGCUAGCCAUCAUUGCAUAUUUACCUGAAAGCCCAAUGUGGCUCAGGAAAAAGGGGAAAUUUGAAAGAGCGGAAGCAGCGGAGCAGAGGUUAGAGAUGAUCAGCGGUGUGGAACGUGAAGAAACUGAAAGAGAUAAAGGAGGGAAGGAGAAGAAGAAACCGGUUUCAAUGUCGCUGAUGCAAGUGUUUCAAGACAAUAAACUUCGUACGCAGUUCCUCGUGCUCGCCGUUAUGUGGUUUUGCGCUGGUCUAAGCAUGUACUCCAUUGACCUGAAUGGCGAAGAUAUGACGAAAAACCUCUGGUCAGGCCAGUUUAGUGCUGCGGCUUUGGCUUCAAUCAUACGUGUGAUUGUCGGCUUUGCUGAUGCCUGGUUUCCAUGGCUCGGCCGUAGGCUUGUAUACAUAUUGGCAAUGGGUAUCUGUAUCAUUUCAUCUGGUGCUUUACUUUACGAGCUCGCGAACAAUAUGAAGGGCUCAACCUUAUAUUUCGUUACGUAUCUCGUAGCAUACAAUUCAAUUUCGGUUUCUUGGGAGCCUAACUAUCUGGGGGCGGCCGAGCUCAUGCCCACGGAAGUUCGAGCGAAAACUACGGCUCUGUUGAAUAUAAUCUCUCGAGUCUCCAACGUCAUAGCUGCACGAGUGGUGGGCUCAUUCAAAGGCGUCUGGGAUGAGGCAAUACUCAUAGCAGUCCUCGCGUCGAACUUGUUCAGUUUUGUCGUCACGGUCACUUUACUUAAAGAAACCAAGAACAUCCAGCUGGAGAGUAUAGGCCAGAAAGGUGAUGAGAAAGUCUCGAAAGAUAAAUCCAAACGUCCUUCUGAAGACACCAGCAAAGCGAGUGCAGUCAGUAAGGAGGGUCCUUCAGAAAGCAGAGAAGAAAGCAUUAGGGACGUUCCUGCGGAAGAAAGUAAAGAGCUGUCGGAUGCAACAAGGCUCCUUUCCGAGGAAGGACAGAUGUUCAACCAGUUAACACCAGUGCAACCUACACUUUCCAAGUUGUUCGAAAAGAAAUCCAAAGAGGCUGACACUUCAAAGAGGGCUUCGGCGUCCGACCGUGAAUCUCUAAGAGAAAAGAGGGGACAGGACAAGUAA
Molecule: messenger RNA, 1494 nt
Organism: Haemonchus placei
Lineage: Eukaryota; Metazoa; Nematoda; Chromadorea; Rhabditida; Trichostrongylidae
Source: the annotation of a GenBank genome assembly